AUGGAGGCUUCAGUAUUUUUAUGUUUUGGAUUUUGGCAGGUUGUAGUUGGUCAGCUUCCUUCCCCGGUAUCUCUUUGGCCAUUAGCAAAAUCUUCAUUCUCUUACGAUGUUAUUAAAGGUGAAGAUGGCGUAUUCCCCAAAUUAACUGACUGCUUCAAAGCUGACGAGACCGGAAAUCCAGCUCUACGAUAUGGCGCGUUGUAUUUGGACGAUGUUGAAAACUCUUAUAUCGACAUUGCAAUACCUGGACCAAACAUGGAGUCCUUUGCAAUAAGCUUGCAGCUUUAUGCCGAGCGUGAUUCCUUUUCGGUGAUGCACUUUUUGUCAGACAAUAAUGAAAAUGGUGUUUCAACCAUGGAAAUAAGGAUCACCGAAAGAGAAUUAACUCUAUUUCUUGAACAUGUAGGAUUCAUAUCGAUAACAGAUUUUUUGGAUCUUAAGACAUGGAUAACGCUAACCUUUAGCUACAACUAUGUAUCAGGAGAAUUUAAGGCGUAUAAAAAUGAAGACCUUGUAGAAAGCACUAUUGGUAACGCUAGAGUUAAACUAAUUCUACCAGCAAUUCUUAGACUUGGUAAUCCACAAGUCGACCAUAUUCGGAACCAAUUCAAGGGAAUGAUGACCUGCUUAGCGUUUUACAACGUCUCUGAAGGAUUUGACACCUAUUUUCCUGACAUGAAGACAUAUUGUGAUGCUGCCUGGACAAAUCCUCCCCCAAUGGCUCCUGUCUGUUUCGAUGAGACACCAGUUUGUCUGUUUCCUCUUGAUGAUGUGAAUUAUGUAUGUGAUGUCAUUAAGCAUGUUCAACCAGUAAACAAGGAUACAUGUUUCAGAUUUUCUCAAAAGCAUCCAGAUCUACCCAAUAAUGCAAUAUAUUUUGACGGUUCAAUAACAUCUACCGUUCAGUCGAGCAUUGCUAUCAAAUAUUUCCAGAAUGACUUUACAAUCGCUUCGUUCUUAUUUCUAUCUGAAAAUUCAUUCGGAACUAUAUUGGAGGUAAUCUUUGAAUCAAAACCAAUUUCCUGGACUGGAAUCAGCAGAGUUGAAGUAUCCGUCAACGGAACCCGACAGUUACUUGUUCAGCUAUUUAAUUCUGGUAAAUGUGGCCUUUUAGUGACGACGCAAUUGUCUUACAAUACUUGGUACUCUUUUUCACUUCAAAGAAUCGCUGAUUCCAGGAAGCUCUCGAUGGUUCUGGAUGGUACUGAAGUGGAUAUAAUUGAUAGUUGUGAUACUUCUGCUAUUAAUGACUCUUAUACAGCAUCAUUGUUUCUUGGUGGUGGAAAUAAUCUGAUGAACUAUCAAGGGCAGAUGCGAUGUCUACUGGUAUUUGACUCUUGGUUGCAUCCGUCUAUUAUUAAUGCGCGACUUAAAACUAUUUGUGGACAACAGCAAGCAGUAACAGGUAAUUUAUGUGACCAACAACCAACCCUGAAGAGCCAGAUGUUUAUCAAGCUGAAGCCAGAUUCAGUUCCUAAAAUGGAUAUCGAACCAUUUCAUGUUAUCUCGACCACAGAUAUAAGUCGUUGUUCCAGUCACUGCGUCGUGACUGAAUUCUGUAGAGCUUUCACUCUUAGUGGAUCUCGAUGUUCACUUUAUGAUUUUGUGACAACCCAACAUUUUAAUUCAGUUGUGGGUACCGACUAUUUCGUCUCACAAUUUUAG
Messenger RNA from Lottia gigantea (owl limpet), 1665 nucleotides. RefSeq lists its product as hypothetical. NCBI's taxonomy places the organism in Eukaryota, Metazoa, Mollusca, Gastropoda, Lottiidae. The transcript has 4 exons. The record is from RefSeq and is a predicted model, not a curated record. Bases 1 to 1665 code for a protein of 554 amino acids.